Messenger RNA from Nelumbo nucifera (sacred lotus), 4054 nucleotides. RefSeq lists its product as uncharacterized. Lineage: Eukaryota; Viridiplantae; Streptophyta; Magnoliopsida; Proteales; Nelumbonaceae. The record is from RefSeq and is a predicted model, not a curated record. Gene Ontology annotation, biological process: endosome fission; endosome organization; actin filament polymerization. Gene Ontology annotation, cellular component: WASH complex; endosome.
GCCCAAACUCAAAAGCAGUAACCAGAACUCUUUCGCGGGCUAACGUUCGGACAUGGACUCCUCAAGAGACGACGACGGAGCAUGGAAGCAAGGUGAUUCAGGAGUUUCAUUUCCUGAGCUUCUCAACUUUGCCAGUAGAGCUCAGUCCUUAAUUUCGGAAGUUUUACUCUUAUCUGGCCGAAUCCCUAAUGAAUUUCGCGAUCGCCGCUAUGAUCCCGUGCUCUUCGAUCUUAGGUAUUUUGAUUCUCCGGAUGAGUUUGAGUCGAGAAUUGUUGGAAAUGCAGAACUGGAGGAGCUCGAAGAUCAGCUUCGCGAGUCUUGUUCUGAGUUUAUGCACAGGUUUUUUCUUCUGGCGAAUGGCAUUGUGAUUUACCACCAGGGGUUACUCAAAUACCUAGACGAAAUACAGGAAGGAGCAUAUCCACAAAGUGCCCUGGAGAGAGUAAUAGAGAAUGAGAAGGGACGCCAGUUGCUCACAGAAUCGUUAGCUCUGUUUGGGUGUAUACUUCUGCUUCUGGAACAUCACAUGGGUGGCUUCUUACGGGAAAAGCUGCUUGUUGCACAUGUCCGUUACGAUUGUUGUUUCAAUGCUCCUAAUAUUCAACAAAUUUGUUUGCUAUCUCGUAUGCACCCGUUGAAACCAGUUAGACAUCGUCAAAUUCAUUAUUCUCCUUCAAGCUCUACCAUGGUCUUAGUGCAGAAUCCUGAAGAACUUCUUAUGAAAUUUCCUUUCCCUAAACAGGUUGUGGAUUCCAUUAUUAGUCUUCUGAGAGAUUGUGAUUUGUAUAAUAGGGUCCGCCACUAUCCUGAUCCUGAACACCGGACUGUGGCAUUGUCUUCACAGGCAGGAUGGCUUUAUGUUCUGUUAUUCUAUUCUCCAGAGUUUCUUCAUAAUGGAAUUGUGAUGCGGGAAAUUGUAGAUCGGUUCUUUAAAGAUUCCUGGGUGGUUCCACUGUUUAUGUAUUUUAUAGUGGAUUUGUCAUUGUCAUGGGAUGCAUAUAAAGCUGCAAAAACAUCACUGUCUUUAUGUCUUUCCUCAUCAUUUAUUCGUGAUCUCUGUCAUCUUCAUUGUGCAAAGGUUAAGGAUCUCAUGUCUGAGUUAAGUUCACUUCUCUCAGAUGGUGUACUAAGCAGGGGCUAUGUGUUGAAUAACUUCCAGUCUCUUCUUUCCUUUGUUAGAAAUUGCAAUGUUUCAUUCCGCUGGCUGUUGCUCCAUUUAUCUAGCAAUGAUAAAAAGGUAAGGGAAAUAGUUAUUUCCCUGGGAACUGCUCAUCAGUUAGAAGAAGAUACCCCAUUACUGUUUCUGUUAAACAUCUCCAGGUUUGAGUUUGAGGUGAAAGAACUCUAUACAGAGCUUUUGGAAGACAAGGGAGCUCUCUGGAAAGAGAGUGCAAAUCAUGCUUCUACAGUUAUGCAAGAAUUAUCCGAGUACUUUUCUGGGGCUUGGGCAUCAUUAUGGAAGAUGGAAGGUGAAAGUCUGAAGGACUGGUUUAAGAAUUUAUCUUUAGAGAUUUGCUCAAUGGAAUAUACAAAAUUUGGAACUGUUGGAAGGAAACUGUAUCAUAUGAUUUCUAAAUUUAAAGAAAUUGAACAAUUUUAUGAGGUUAAGGAAAACUUGCAAAUUAAGCAACAUAUUUUGGGAAUUCAGAAAUACCUGCAGGAUAUGCUUCAAGCCCUCAAUUUACACCACGAUGCUCUUUCAACCUUUUCUGUGAUAACUGAUGCUGUCUUUGCAUGGGGAUUUAUUGAAGAUUUUACUAAACAGUUGCACAAGAAAAUUCAGCAAGAUCCAUUCAUUGUGCUCAAUCUGCAUUCUUUUUUUCUCAAAUUUCAAUCACUGCUACAUGCACCACUAGUCCGAAUAUCAGAAAACUGCAGUCCAGAUGAAACAGUUGUCUCUGCUUAUUACUCCUUGGAGUAUGUGGAACAUAUAUGUGCAAUAUUGGAGAUCAUACCUGUGAUGCUGUUUAGAAUACUUGAUGAUAGUGUAACAUUCACUGUACAACCAUUUCACCAACUGAACCGAAUAGAAAGGGAUAAUCUUCAAGAUUUUAUGCAGGUAGAUCAACAAUUUCAUUUAACAGAGACAUUCAAUCAGAUAUCCAUUUACUCACAGGGGAUACUGGCCAUGUCUAGAAAUCUUCAUAAUCUCAUUCAUCUGGAUGUGAAGAGUUGGAUUGAGGGGAAAAUGCAGGAGGGGCUUUUCAAACAAUUUGGAAGCCGGCUGAAUUCUUUUUUCAUGUCUCCUAGUGUUGGAUUGGAAGAACUAGAAAUGAAAAUGAAGAAGUUGACAACAAAUAUCCUUUCACAGUUGCAUCUAAUGGAGUGUUUUCAGGAUCUAAUUCAUUCACGUGUGACUCAUAUUUGGGAGGAAGCAUAUGCCCAGUUUUUGAGAUAUUGUGUACAGAUUGAAUGUGAUAAUUAUUCUAGUCAAAGAAAUCCAGAGUCAAUGGUUGCAUGCGUGCAAGUGGACUCAAAUGCACAAACAUUUUUGGGGCAGAUAUUGCAUCAAAUAAUUAAACAGACAAACCCUUCUUCGUCAAUGUAUUUGGAACCUAUGAGUGGCUGGUUUGAUGCAGCAGGAAAUGAAUUGCUAGGUUUGCGUUUCUUUGAUAUACUGGAGUCAUGUAUAGGACCUCUUGGAAUGGCCAGCUUGGAUUCUGUAUUAGCUUUCGUUAUUCUGAAGAAGUUAGAACAUGCAUUAAAAAUUUUAAGAAGCCUGUUAGAUGCAAGAUGCUUGGGAGAGUUACGGAUGCUGGAUAGUGCUUUGGGUCCUCCUAGUUCUCUACCUUUAUUGAGGUGGUCUUCUUACAAGAAGAUGGCCAAAUUUGUUGAAACAUUAUGGGAACCAUGGGUUGAGUCUCUUGCCUGUAUUGGACAACUGCAGAUAUUGAGAUGUCUAAUUACAUUGAAGUUGAAAUCAGCAUGUAAGGUGAAAGCAAGUUUAAUUUCUUCAGCAGUAGGCAGUAUGAUUGCUUCAGUUUCCUCUCAAAGAGAAAAACUCAAGGGCAUCAAAAAGGAGAAUGAUGGAAUGGGAGAACUCUUCCUCCAUGAACUGAGCAAGCAAGGAAUGCUCUGUGGCUUUUGCUUACCUCUUCAAAGCCUUUAUAUUUCAGAAGACCCUCCUGAUUUUCUAAGCAGAUGUGCAUUUGUUGUGACAAUCUCACAGUUGCCUCGUUAUAUACUAGAUACUCAUUUGAAUACAUUAACAAGCCGAAUGAAGAAAGUCUCGUUAGACUUUUCUCCUCUGGCUAUAGGACUUGGUACAUUCCUUAGGCAGUUUCAUCCUAGUUAUUUGAUUCAGUAUGCUCAGUACAUGGGCCAGUAUGUACGAAUAACAGCAGAAGAUGCUUUUGGGGUGACAAAUGAAUCUCAGAAACGAUCCACUGAGUCAACACAGGAGAUAUUGAAAUCAGCAUUUUGGCUUAUGUAUUUUUGCAACCAUAUGGAGCUUCCAAAAGAUAUAUUAGAUGAAUGCAUUCCGCCUGGUUUGUUGGCUGCUCUUCAAGUUUGAUUAAGCAGAAUUUGGUGUAGAGAAUCAUGGUAUCUAUCAUUUGAAUGGAAUUCUUUACCUUGUGGCUCUACCGUGGAAAUAAAAAGAUAGAAAACCUGCGAUUUCAUUGGAAGGUAUGUACUAUAUCUGUUUAUCUCUUUACAAGUGCUUUAGUAGUCAAAAUAUAUAGCAGCAAAGCAAAUCUAAUGGCCAAAUGGAAAUGAGUGUCACGCAAGACAGAUAUCUCUUUGGCCAAAAUCCAAACUAAAAAAAUGCCAAGAAAAUGAUUUUAAGGUUUUAUAUAAUUUUUUCAACCAGUCAAUGCAGCACUUUUCAAGCUAUGCCUCCUGGUUAUUUUUUAUUGAGGCAAUUAUUUUUUAAUGGAGGAGAGACGUUUUUUGUUUUCUUUUUCUUUGCCUUAUUCUUUAUUUCAAGGUGGAAAAUAUACCUGGAGUUCAACUAUAUAACUGAUUUUACAUUUGCCAAAAAGUCUAUGUAACUGAAUUUUUGCUAUUUAGUUCAAGAAAGAAAACAUGGAAUAACAUGAUAAUUUGAAAUAAA